AAAAAAUCGAUUUUUUUAAGUCUGUAAAGCAGACUACUGCCUUAAUGAGUAUCUACCAGGUCCAAACCGAAUGGCUGUAUUUUUUUGGGAAGUAAACGUACCUCUUGAAAGUGUGUUUAACCAUACGGCUGCACAGAUGCAACAAUUAUAACAGCAAGAUGAGCUUGUCCAAGCGUUGAUUUCUAUGCUCCAUAGCACACACGCUAUGGUUUAGAUACAGCAUCUGAAGACUACUUUAUUAACAAUCAUUCACAGGGCAACUUUAGUUGAAAUAACAGAAGACUAUGUUACUGUUUAAGAACAUUUUGCUUACUCACAGAGGUAAAUUUAAAAGCUAAUGAAGCUUAAAGAUUUAUUGUUAUCAUAUAACAUACUUAGGUUUUCUCGGGAAACAUUUUAUCUCAAACCAUCUUUGCGUGUGAAUGAUUUACAGUUUCUGCUUAGUCUGAAGGUGCAUCGAAAAUGAAUUUCGAUCCAAGUAUCCAAUAAUUUUGAAGAAAAACGAAUGUUAGUAGUCGUUGGUUGUCUGCUGUAAAAAGUAUUCAAAUAUUAUGUUGGGGAAAGUGAAACCCAGAAUUGUUGUCAUUUAUAUGACAAUAGGGUUGUUUUACAUAUUGCUUAAUAUUAAGGCAUCUUCCACGUUCAUGAGAUCAAAACGACAGAUGUGGUCUGUAGAUCAUCCAUCGAUUGUCUUAUAUCGACAACAUCCAAGCGCUAUGCGAAAGUUUUAUUGGUAUAACACCAGGACACCAAUUUUAGUAGGAAAAAUGAGACUGAAAAACUAUAUGCGCAGCAUGCAUAUGCUGCCAAGAUAUAUGCCUUCACCCGCUCAAUAUCACGAGGCCUAUGCCAAUUCAAAGAGAAGCGUCUUUAGAGACUUGAAUAAUGUUCACGGAUUUAAAGUAACAUCAACGCCUGCUACCACAGUGGAUUACGUUGCAGCGCCAGUUAAUGUCAUCGAAUAUAGUACAGCUCCAGUAAGCCCUCCUGUGGAUUUUAAUUUCCCCCCCGUUAACGCCUUCAUACCGCUAACGGCUAAAACACUGUCAAAUUCAGAACGCUGGAAUCCAUCCAACUUUUCCAAUGAAAAUUGGAAAAAGUGUCCAGAUCAAAUCUAUACAGCUGGUAGUGUUUCGGAAAACUGUUUUAAAAACACUUUGCAAGAUAUUCCAAAAGACCAAUAUAGCUCGCACACUAUAGAAUUACCAGUCACUACAACAACUACAAUGCCCUAUUUUAAUUAUGUUGCUCAUACCUACUUUACACUUGACGAUGUAAUUUUACCCCAUUCUUCAUCCAAGUUCCAUAAGCCUGACACCAAAGAUCAACACACAUUUCUACCCAGUCACCAAGUAUUUACUACAGAAAUUCCCCAAGAGACUUUUACGGAGAGAUUUCAGCGCACCACAGAGCCAAUCCCAACCACCACUUCAACAACCGUAGAAGCUGUAACACCAACAAGAACAACUUUUUUGGAUAAGAAUUAUAGCACCAGACCAAGUUGGUUCAGUCCAACCACCUUUACCACAAUCACAACGACAACAGAACCGUCUGCUUUUAAGAACCCCCCAACCUGGACCACGUCGGAACCUGUAAAAAUUACCUAUCCCCCAGCGAAUGUUACAAAAGAGUCUUUCAAACAUAGACUAAAAUCCAUUAAGGCUACUAAAAACUAUUCUUCAAAUAUUGAAACAAAAUUGAAACUGUUAAAGCUUCAUUUGAAAAAUCUCGUUACCACAAAGGAAACCCCUAGAAUCAUUCAAAAUCUAACCACAUCAGCUGUUUUCGAUAACACCACAAUGCCCGAUUCUACGACCACUUCAACCCCCGUAACCAGACGAACAAAUAUCAACCGAAAACUAAGAAAACUCCGGGUUUCAGCUUCAACUAAAAAGGUUCCGAUCCAAGUAUCAAUUAACUUACCAAAUUCCAAUGCCAAAAUAGAGCAAAAAAAAUCAAAAAGAAUUUAUCAAAGACGCAAGUACUUGAAUACCACUGCAGCGCCAGAACCAGUGAAAAACACAACAAUUGCUAGCACCUCGAUCAACAAGUUCAGGCGCCGAACAACAGCCACCUCGCGAAAAACAGCAAUUGUCGAUGAAAAGUUAGCCGUUCGAAAUUCAACGAACGUAUUCAGUCACACUAUUGCAAAAUCUCGCUCCGAUGGAGUACCGGAGGAAAAAUCCGCCUUAGUCACAGAAUCCGCCAUUAUGACUAUUUCCAGUGGCAAUGUAAAAAUUAGACAGCCAUUAACAAAAGUAAACCGGAAACAGCACAGCGCCAGAAAAAUUAAACAUUUGGAUAACGAUAAUUUUAUACCGACUCUGCCCAUUGAAGUAUAUUUUAAAAAAGUAAAUCAACAAUAAAUACCAAAGUUUUGAAGAAAUGCUUAUAAAUCUUGUAAAUUAACUAAAAACUAAAAAAAUAUUAUUUAUACAUUAAAAACA
This is a messenger RNA of Drosophila ficusphila, 2447 nucleotides long. Its product is annotated as mucin-5AC. The record is from RefSeq and is a predicted model, not a curated record. The coding region runs from base 552 to 2366 and encodes 604 amino acids. The transcript is spliced from 4 exons. Lineage: Eukaryota; Metazoa; Arthropoda; Insecta; Diptera; Drosophilidae.